This is a messenger RNA of Seriola aureovittata, 1512 nucleotides long. Its product is annotated as hyaluronan and proteoglycan link protein 1-like. The transcript is spliced from 6 exons. The coding region runs from base 171 to 1232 and encodes 353 amino acids. Gene Ontology annotation, molecular function: hyaluronic acid binding. NCBI's taxonomy places the organism in Eukaryota, Metazoa, Chordata, Actinopteri, Carangiformes, Carangidae. The record is from RefSeq and is a predicted model, not a curated record. Gene Ontology annotation, biological process: cell adhesion.
GUGUGUGUGUGGGUGGUGGUGGUGGUGGGGGGGGGUGACGCUGCAUUGUGGCACAGUCUCCCUCUGAAGUUGUGGGCUGUCUGUCAUCGGGACAUGCUGCUUCCUCUCUCUGGUGGAUGACAGAAUAUUUACUACUGCACAUGAUCAGACCCCCGGUCCGGUGAGUGAAGAUGAUUCCCGUGCUGAUCUGUGUUUUGAUUUCACUGAGCGUGGCCACCAACGACCUGGACUCUCUGUACCCGGAGCUGGAGCUCUCCAGAACCAUCUAUGUCACAGAAAAUGGCCCUCGCCUCUCGGUGGUGUCGGAACAAUCGAAGGUCGUGUCGCGGCGAGGAGGAAACGCCACGUUACCGUGCAAGAUCCAGAGGGACCAAUCACUGGCGCCCAACCGCAAGAUGAGGAUCAAAUGGACCAAGCUGACCUCAGACUACCUGAAAGAGGUGGAUGUUUUCGUCGCCAUGGAUUACCACAAGAGGAGCUACGGCAGUUUCCACGGACGUGUCCACCUGCAAGGCUCCGCUCCCAUGGACGCCUCUCUGGUCAUCACCGAAAUCACCCUGGAGGAUUAUGGGAAAUAUAAAUGUGAAGUUAUUGAUGGGCUGGAAGACGGAACGACGGUGGUGUCUCUUGACCUUGAAGGUAUUGUUUUCCCGUACUUCCCCCGCCUCGGCCGCUACAACCUCAAUUUCUACGACGCCGAGCGGGCCUGUCGCGACCAGGAUUCCAUCGUGGCGUCCUUCGACCAGCUGUACGACGCGUGGCGAGGAGGCAUGGACUGGUGCAACGCUGGCUGGCUGAACGACGGCUCGGUGCAGUAUCCCAUCACCACCCCGAGAGAACCCUGCGGAGGCAAGAACACGGUGCCAGGCAUUCGCAACUACGGCCUGAGAGACAAGGACAAGAACCACUACGACGUCUUCUGCUUCACCUCCCACUACAAAGGUCGGUUCUACUACCUGAUCCACCCCUCUAAGUUGACCUAUGACGAGGCAGUCGGGGCGUGUCAAAAAGACGGUGCUCAGAUCGCCAAGGUCGGCCAGAUGUAUGCCGCCUGGAAGCUGCUGGGCUAUGACCGCUGCGACGCCGGCUGGUUGGCCGACGGCAGUGUCCGUUAUCCCAUCUCCCGCCCCCGCCGGCGCUGCAGUCCCACAGAAGCAGCCGUGAGAUUCAGCGGCUUCCCCGACAAAAAGCACAAGCUGUACGGAGUGUACUGCUUCAAGGGCAACAACUGAAAUGUGCAGACACACAUACAAACAACCUGCAAACACACACACGUACACACAUAAGCAGGCACACACACACACACACACACACACACACACACACACACUAGUGGAGUGAAAAAGAGACAGAUUUUUGGAGGUAUGAACAAACACAUUCAAACUGUGAUGCUUAAUUUCAUGGAAACCUUAAGACGGAGUCAUGUUGUUGCUUUGUAAUCUGGGACCUGAUACUCUAUAAGGGAUAGUUUACACAUAUUUAAGGUUCAUAUUAUUUAAUCAAUGCCUUUGA